Molecule: messenger RNA, 618 nt
Organism: Dibothriocephalus latus
Lineage: Eukaryota; Metazoa; Platyhelminthes; Cestoda; Diphyllobothriidea; Diphyllobothriidae
Source: the annotation of a GenBank genome assembly
AUGUUGACGCUCCUGGAAGCAAGCGGCAUCCCUAUACUUAGGAGGGUAAAUAUAAACCUCAGAGACACUUGUGGGGCCUUCAGCAUUGAAUGCCCUGACGAAGAAAGUGAGAAGGUUAUCUAUCUGAGUGACACUAGGAAGGACGUUGACCUCUAUGAGGAGCCAUGGAGAGAUCACCAAGAAAUGAGGGUUUGGGCGGGCCUCUCUGGAAGGCCAUAUACGGGUUCCUUCCAAGUGCGUCCACAGGAGACCCUGCGGCUCAAUGCUCGUUUCAGACCGCCCGCUGCAGAUGCCCGUUUCGCGGCCAGACUCCAAGUUACCGUUCUCAAUAAUGACUAUGAUGCAACAGACAUUGAGCUCAUCGGUGAGACACGGGAGGAGAAAUCAGGCGUGCAUUUAACUGGUCUGCCUCGACUGGAACGUGCACGAGCUGAAGCCAUCCAAUCUGCCAUCACCAGCUGGGCUGCCCAACCACCAAAUGAUUGUCCUUUCUCCUUGGAGACGACACUUCCGAAACCGCUGGGAGAAUCUUGGCUGAAGGAGCUUGACGUGGCUGCAGUUGACGGUAAGUUUUCUUACCAGCUUAUGAAAAUUAAAUCCCAAGUAUUAAGUGCUUGA